AUGCAGACAUCUAGAAAGGUUAAUUCGAACAGAACUUCGGACCCUAAAACAGCGUCUGGUUUACGCUCUACGGAUGGAAGAAAAGAGGAUACGCCUACAACGAAAGCAACAUCAGCCGCAUAUGUUUCCGAUGCGAAGAAAAAGUCAUCAAAAGAAAUCGUAUCUGGAAGAUUACCUCAAAAUAAUGCAAUCGUGUACAUUCCCGAUCUACCACCUGUGAAUAAUGAUGACAAUGUGAAACUAGAACAACAAAUUCGUCAUCGUAUUGAAAAGGUUAUGAAAUUGAAAGUUGGUGAUAUAGAGUGUUACUCAAAAUUAGGCGUUGGAAUAGUUCACGUUGACACAGAUGAAAUAAGAGAUCGAUUUAUCUAUGAAGUGAAACAGAUAGCUUUGGAUCCAGGAUUUGGCAAAGCUGUAAUCUCGUUCGUUCGAGAGCUUGAACUGAUUUCAUACGUUGUAAUUGAGGUUGUCAAAGAAAACAAGAAUAUUAUUUUACCGACAACCGAAGAGAUCCGUCGUCGCUGGAUGGAAAUAUACAAAGGAGAAAGACCAAGUAUAUGCGAACAACUGAAUGUUGAAUUUUUGAAUAUCUAUAAGAUUGUUGUCACGUCAUUAGAUGAAUUACUUAAAGCCAUGAAAUAUCGAGAUUUUACAAUUAAAGAUCGACUCGCUCAAGUCUAUUUGUGUACUCAUUGUAGUUUUCUCGAGGAUCUACCUCAAUCAAUAACGGAAGAUCAAUUACGAAAGGCGAUUAGUAUAGAAAUUCAAGAGCCAAAUGUUUCAUUAACAUCAAUUUACAUUCAACUUAACAAACAAACACGCAAUGCAUGCAUUCUUGCAACGAAUACAGCACAAAUUUGGUCAACAAAAAGUUACUUGCAAAUCGAUGGCAAAAUAUUCCCAAAGCAGAAUAAACUUACUUGUCGUCUGUGUAUUUAUUCUCUUCCUUCAUCAUUUGAUAUUCAAAAGAUAAUAAAACACGAAGAGUUUAAAGGAAAAGUGCUUGAUUAUAAACAGCAUGGAAACAAUCUUGUUCUUGAACUGUCAGAUGAAACAAUUUUUAACGAAUUUUUAACGCGCGGAGUAUUUCGCGUCAAUCAUAACGAAUGUUUUCGUACGGGUGCUUAUACAAUUUCUAUCGAUCCAGAAACAAAUGAAAUUGAUGGAGAUACAUGGUAUGAAACAGAAAUGCCUCGCUACAAGCCUGAUAUCAUGCAAUUUAUUUCUGAUCCUAAUCAUGACAUAUUUCGAUAUAAAUGGAAUCCACAGAUAUGGUUCAAACAAUUUAAAAAUACAAUUAGUGACAAUCGUAAUGAGAAACAGAUGCGCGAUCGAAGAGAUACUCCGAGCGAUAUAACCCGUCAUCAACUACGAGUGACAGUGAUGUUGAAUACACUUGGAGUUGUACGUAAUAAGAACUAUAUGAUACAUGACCAAAGAUUCCAAUUGAAAAUAGAUAAACAUAUGAAAACAAUAAUCUAUGAUCAACGAUCAACAUUGGAACAAGCAGGAAAAUUACCGAUAACAAAACCACCGUAUUCUAAGACACGUGUUGAUGUAUCCAACGAAGACUGUUUGAUUGUUUAUGAACGUCUGGUUAAAAGUAACUAUAAGCCACUUCUUCUCAAUAUGGCUAAUGCAUCGAAUCCUGGUGGUGGCUAUCGAAAGGGCGAUGGUGCACAAGAAGAAAAUCUCUUCCGUCGAUCCGAUUAUUUUCGAAGUCUCGAUGUUGGUCUUGAUCAGUGGCUUCCCGAACGGAGUGCACGGUAUUAUUGUUCAUCAAAUUGUCAACUUGAUCCUCUUUCUGAUCACAACAGUAUGUAUCCAAUGCAUGAAUAUGGUGCUAUUUACACAUCGGGUUUGACCGUUUUUCGUCAGUCUGAAGAAACUGGUUAUGCUUUUAUGGAAGAACCACUUGAAAAUGUCUGCUCUUUGGCUAUGGCUGCUUAUCGAGAUCCAAAAUUAGAUGGAAAUAUGCUUGCACAAAAAUAUGCUAUGGGGACACGAAAAAAAAUUGAAAAUAUCUUUGCUAUUGCGUUUCAUCAUAAACAUGACAGUCUAGUACUAUCAGCUCUUGGUUGUGGUGCCUUUAAGAAUCCACCAAGUCAUGUGGCAGAACUUUUUCAAUCGGUAAUUGAACAAUAUGCUGGUUUUUUCAGAUUGAUUACUUUUGCUAUUCUUGAUGAUCAUAAUGCAGGUCGCCAUUUCAAUCCAGAAGGCAAUUUUAGACCAUUCCAAACUAUUCUUGACGGAAUGGUAGCAACACCAUUAUUGCCAAUGAAUGUGGCACAUACUAUAUUCGGCCCUUAUCGGGUAUUAUCUGAUGGGUUGUCUGUGAGUGACGUGCGUAUAUCAGACAAACCAUUGUGUAGAUUUGGAGCUACUUGUACUGAUAUUCAUAGUCGCAAACACAUUCAAGAGUAUUCUCAUCCACCUCGUUGUCCAUAUGUGGCUGUCAAAGGUAAAUGUGAAUUCACCAAUCAAUUUGUACAUAUGAGCUCAUUCAUACAUCGAAAUCAAUGUCAAUAUGGUGGUGAAUGCCGACAGAUUAAUGAUAACAAACACACUCAAGAAUAUGAACAUCCAUCAAAUUGUCCAAAAGAAGGCACAUGCAAUGAUGUAAGUGAGGAGCAUUUGAAAGAAUAUCGACAUUUACCAUUAUGUCCAGAAGGUCUGAGAUGUGUCUCUUUUAAAAUGCACACUCCAGAUCAUUGUAAAAAUUUUCGUCAUUGUGCAUUGAACUGUCCUUAUGGAAGUAGCUGUGCUUAUGUUCAUGAUAAAGAGCAUCAAGAUAAGUUCGAACAUCCAUUUCCUACACCGUGUCCAUUUACUCCAUUCAAUUGUAAAUUAUAUAUCGAAUUUAUAAAAAGUACAGAUCCGAACACACUUCAUCAUGAUAUUCAACAACAUUAUCUCGAUUAUGCUCAUAUUUGUCCAGUUGGUCGUAAUUGUCGUGAUAAGAGUAAACUGCACUUAGAAAAAUCCAUACACAUUGCUCGACAUAUAUGCCCCGAUGACAUCAAAUGUACAAAACUUACCAGUGAAGAUCAUCUCAAUUCAUUUACACAUACGAAAGUGUCUGAUAUAAGAGAAUUAUGCCAAUAUGCCGAUGAAUGCUUUGAUCGACGAAAGUUGGAACACGUUACUGAGUAUCGACAUGCCGCUAAAUUUGAACAUAGUGGUAUCUUGAGCUAUUUUAAUUUGAACAAAGAUAUUAAUUUUGUACAAAAUCAAAAGGAUAUUAUUGAACGUAUCAUUGCUUAUGUAACAAGUCGAAAAUGGAAUCUACUACCAUCAUGGACUAUUCCAAGUGAGAUCAUCAGUUGGAUACGUACUGUUCAGCCUGUUCAUCGAUGUAAUCUAGUUAUUUUUGAAUCGAUUCUUCUUCAUGGACAUGUUAUGAGUCGAAAGUAUAUGUUAAACUUGAAAAAUCCAACAUUUGUUGCCACUUCUGUUCUACAACAUAGUCGAAUACGGCGUAUUCAAGAAUUACAAGAGAAAGUAAUUGCUGGUCGUGCUAAGGAAUACAUUACUACGUUGGUUCGAUAUCAUUUUGCGAAAAAUGGAUUUAGUGGUGCAAAAGCAACUACUGAUAGUGCUGGAAGCCCCAUUUUAGCACCAGACACUCAUGCUACUGCAGCAUUCUAUGAAAAUGAAUUUAAGAAACAAGAAACAUAUUUAUCACGCGUGUUAAAAGAUAAAGAUUUGGAAGCCAUACGUAUAAAAUCUCAUGAAAUUGCUGAAGCCUCCAUCAAUCUUCAUAUGAAUCCAGCAGGUAUUGGUUUUAGCAAAGACAAAGAUCUAGAAACUGAUAAAACAGUCUUUAGUAUACUAGGCCCACACUUGGGUCACUACUACGGAGAUAUCUUUAUUGUUUUCAAACGUGAAAUUCUCCAUCAUCCUGAUGCAAAUUUCACAGUUCAAGCAGCAACAUCAUACAUGAGUGGAAAUGCUUUUCAAUUACGGCCAUGGUUAGGCGCUGCUCCAGAUGCACAUGAAGAAAGAAUCAAAUUAUUUAAUUGCUCAAAACUAAAUUGUUCAAUCCCAGGCUAUGAUUAUGCAGCUGCUCUUGAAUUAAUUGCAUUUACAAGUGAACAUUUUAAAUUAACCACAAUGAAUAUCACUCUUGAUAAGAUUCUUGAACGUUGGCUUAAUGUUGAUUCUCAUUUAACUAUUGAAGGACAUUUGCCACAGCUCAUUCCAUUGAGUUAUAUUGAUCAUAUUUAUAUUCCACAGAAUUUAUAUGACGCACUUAGCAAAACAUCACAACGAACAAUGAAUAAAACUUUUAAAAAUUCCAUUACUCGAGUACCACAUGAUGGAAUAGCCAAUCAACCGCAAAACCCACACGGCCCAAUACCUCCAUCUAAAUGUCGCGAAGAUUAUCAAAAUUUUGUUGUUGAAGAGUUGCGUAAACGGUUUAUUGAACGUGUAAAGAAUCCAUCAUGGACAUCAGCACAAGGUGCUGCUAUCACCAUACCAUCAAUUGAUUUCACUGAUACUUAUAUUUUACCUUUAACAAUUUCACAAGCAUAUGAACAAUAUUGUUAUGCUAAUAAACACCCACCAUCAGACAAAACAUAUUAUGUGUAUUGGCAAGUUGUUGGUGGAGAUAUGAUGUUAACGUUAUCCAAUGAGCCAAUUCAGCCGGAAGGAAAACAGGCAAAACUUCAAUGCUUGACUUGUUAUAUUGCAGGGAAAGGUCCAUCAAGCGAUACGUCCUAUCAUGAGCAUUAUUCGUAUGUAAAUGAUAGUGCACCAUUUCAACAUCCCAUUUUAAGAGAAACAGUCAAAUUUGCAGCUAAAUCAAAUCGAUUUUUUAACGGCUGUAAUACGGAUGAUUUAAUGACGUUUUGUCUUGAAAUUCAACUUUCAACUGGUACGGUAAUAUUUUCGCAUGCCGGGCCAAAUUCGAUUUAUAAUCAUGAAAAGAUCUUCUAUACAUUCGAUAAAAAUCGACUCAAUUUGAAGAAAUUGAAUUACAUUCAUAUUAGUUGCGGUUCUCGUACAGUUCCAGUUCGAAAUUUGAUUGUUUGCUUUGACAAAUCAGCUAGUUUACAUCCAACAUUUGACAAAAAUUUCAGUAAAAUUUCAUCGUCGGAAGCGGUAAAUUUUUCUGCAUUUCAUAAAAAAGGUGAUGAUCAUGAUAUUUCGCUACCCAAAGCGGGCAAAAAGCAUGAAAAAGAUUCUCCAGGAAUCAUAAAAAGAGUAGGACACUUUUUAUUUGGUGACAGUACAUCGAACUUAAUUCCUUGUCACGAUAACGUUAAUUGUCUGCUUCAACAUUCAUUACGUCACGGAUCAACUCACAAUGCAAAUUAUUCACAUCCAUGUCGUUUCUCUGAACUUUGCCGUACGAAAGAGCCUCAUUUUACACAUGAAUCUCAUCGUGUAUCCAUGUGUAAAUAUGAUAAAAAAUGUAAGAAAAUAGUUGAUCCAUUUCAUCGUGCCGAAUACCGUCAUACGGAGUUACCUGAUUUUCUAAUACCAUGUCGUUAUCAAGCUAAGUGUCACAACGAUUCAGACGAACAUCGAAUUGAGUACUCACAUGGCGAACAAGUCUACAAAUGUAGAGAAUUAGCAGAAAAAAGAAGAUCAAGCACGCCUCCGCCACCAACCAAACAUGAACGUCAUCGUGAUUUACAAAUACCCUGUAAAUGGGGUUCAAAAUGUUGGGAUAUUAAAGAUCCUCAGCAUGGCCGAGAAUAUUCUCAUCCAAAGCCGCCAACUCAUUCGGAUAACGACGAUUAA
This is a messenger RNA of Adineta steineri, 5751 nucleotides long. The record is from the annotation of a GenBank genome assembly. Lineage: Eukaryota; Metazoa; Rotifera; Eurotatoria; Adinetida; Adinetidae.